UGCUACGUGCAGCUAAACACACCCACUCGGAACAGGUUUACACUCACAAAACAUUAAAAUACCGAGCACCGAAACCCAGAUCAGAGUUUAAUCAUCAACAGAGGCGACCCCGAAACUCAUCCUUAUCUCCGUAUGCCUAAUUGGACAAGCAAACAGAAUUGAAUUGAUAACGAGUCACCUCUAGAUCAGCCGAAAUGAAUCCCCACAAAAUGGUGUUCCAGAAGGUUGAGGUGAACAGAACGGUCUGGGAGGUACCUGAAAGGUAUCAGACCCUCUCAGCUGUCGGUUCUGGCGCUUAUGGACAAGUCUGUUCAGCGAUGGAUACACAUACCAACACCAAAGUAGCAAUUAAAAAGUUAGCCCGUCCAUUUCAAUCUGCUGUCCAUGCCAAACGUACAUACAGGGAGCUGAAACUUUUGAAACACAUGAAACAUGAGAAUGUUAUUAGUCUACUUGAUGUCUUCUACCCACACAACGACACCAAUCAGAUAUAUCUAGUAACUCACCUGAUGGGCGCAGAUUUGAACAACAUCAUAAGAACACAGCGACUUACUGAUGAUCAUGUCCAGUUUUUAGUCUACCAAAUUCUUAGAGGCCUUAAAUACAUACAUUCGGCAGGCGUCAUUCACCGGGACCUGAAACCGUCCAACAUUGCAGUCAACGAAGAUUGCGAAUUGAAAAUCCUGGAUUUCGGUUUGGCUAGGCCUACAGAAACGGAGAUGACCGGGUACGUUGCUACCAGGUGGUAUAGGGCUCCAGAGAUCAUGUUAAACUGGAUGCAUUACAACCAGACCGUCGACAUCUGGUCUGUCGGCUGCAUCAUGGCUGAACUACUUACAUCCCACACUUUAUUCCCCGGAACAGAUCAUAUACACCAACUGAAUUUAAUAAUGGAGAUUUUGGGUACUCCAGGGGAAGAAUUCAUGGCAAAGAUAACAUCGGAGAGUGCUCGUAAUUACAUCAGAGCAUUACCAGCAACACCUAAGAAGGAUUUGAAACAGGUCUUCCAAGGAGCAAACUUGCAGGCCAUCGAUUUGUUGUCGAAGAUGCUGGAAUUGGAUAGCGAUAAGCGUAUCACCGCCGAAAGAGCUUUAGCUCAUCCUUAUUUGGAACAGUAUGCUGAUCCAAACGAUGAACCGAUAUCCGGGUCUUACGAUCAGAGUAUUGAGGACAUGGAACACGCUGCUGAUGAAUGGAGAGAGCUAGUUUUGGAAGAAGUCAGGUCGUUCGUACCCCAGGUUUUGGAUGAAAUCCAGUAGUAAAUUCACACUAACACCUUAAAAAUUUGUUAAAAUUGUUCUUAUAUA
Nicrophorus vespilloides is the source of this 1307-nucleotide messenger RNA. Its product is annotated as mitogen-activated protein kinase 14B-like. NCBI's taxonomy places the organism in Eukaryota, Metazoa, Arthropoda, Insecta, Coleoptera, Silphidae. Gene Ontology annotation, biological process: intracellular signal transduction; protein phosphorylation. The transcript has 8 exons. Gene Ontology annotation, molecular function: MAP kinase activity; ATP binding. Bases 195 to 1259 code for a protein of 354 amino acids. The record is from RefSeq and is a predicted model, not a curated record. Gene Ontology annotation, cellular component: nucleus; cytoplasm.